AGCUAUACCAUGCCAGUUCCAAUUUGUUCCGAGUUCCGGUUACCAGAUCAACCCAAUUUGGAAACCUCUGCCCACUUGCUUUCUCUCUUUCCAGUCUCCUAACUUCUCUUCCCCAUGAAUUCCUUCCUCCCAAGCCACUGAUCAUAACCAUUUAAGAUAAGCUUCCCACAUAUGUUCUGCACACAACAAACCUCUAAACGAUUAACAAACAUGGUCGACAUUUCCUCUGCCCCUCUUCUUGCCCUUCUCCUCUUUCUACUCUCACAGACCCAAAUCCUACCGGCGACCAGCGCCGGCGGGAACGAAACCGAUAUACUGUCACUCCUCCAACUCAAAUCCACACUGAUAGACCCACUUGGAGCUCUGAGCUCAUGGAACCAAACCCUCCAUUUCUGCCAAUGGCAGGGAGUAACCUGCAACAACGAAACCGAACAGAGGGUAACCCAAAUCGACCUCAAGCUAAACCAGCUCAGCGGCUCCAUCUCCCCACACAUCGGCAACUUGUCCUUCCUAACCCACCUCAUCCUCAACAACAACACCAUCUCCGGCGAAAUCCCGCCGGAAAUCGGCCGCCUCACCCGCCUCCAGCAGCUCGUGCUAGUCCAAAACUCAAUCUCCGGCACCAUCCCGCCGAACCUCUCCGCCUGCUCCAAUCUCACCAUGUUGCGAGUCGGCAACAACGGCUUGUCCGGCGAGAUCCCGACACAGCUCUGCAAUCUCAUGAACCUCCAGCUGCUCUCAAUCCAUUUCAACAACUUCACCGGAAAUUUCCCCUCCUGCUUCGGCAACGUGUCUUCCCUCCAGGCGAUCUCUGCGGCUCGGAAUCAAUUCGUCGGCGGAAUUCCGGAGUCUCUGGCCAGAUUGAGCAACCUAAACGUAAUUUCUUUCGGGGCGAAUCGAUUUUCCGGUCAAUUCCCACUUCAAUUCUUCAACUCCACUUCCAUUCAAAUCAUUAGCAUCAUUGAAAAUCAGCUCUCCGGAACCCUACCUCUAGGGUUAGGGUUUACUCUGCCGAAUCUGGUCCAUCUCAAUGUGGCUUACAACAAUUUCACCGGUCGAAUUCCCGAAUCGAUCUCCAACGCGACAAACCUGCAGGUUUUGGAGUUGGGUUACAACAAUUUCCACGGCGGAGUGCCUUCAUUGGCGAAGCUGAACCGGAUUCAACUCCUGGGACUGAUUAGCAACAACUUGGGCAGUGGAGGAGAAGGAGACGAUCUGUUCUUCCUCCAUACGUUGACCAACAGCACGAUGCUCCAAGUGGUCAACGUCGGGAUGAACAAUUUCUCCGGCGUGUUGCCGCACAGCAUAAGCAACUACUCCGCAACUUUCGUCAGGCUGUCUCUGCGUCUGACCCCAAUGAUCACCGGAACCAUUCCGGCGGGGCUCGACAGGCUGGUCAACUUGGAGCAGCUGGAUUUCAACGGAAACAGUCUCUCCGGCAAUCUCCCGGUUGAAUUGGGGAGGAUCCCCAAGUUCAUGACUCUUCAGGUUCAGAACAACAACCUGUCGGGAACCAUUCCUUCCAAUAUCGGAAAUUCAACCAAGUUGCUCACGGUGUGGCUGCAAGGGAAUCAACUGGAAGGUGAGAUUCCUUCGAGUUUCGGUCAGAGCAAGGAUAUGACGCUGCUGAAUCUAGCAGAUAACAAUCUCAGUGGGGGGAUUCCGCCGGAGAUUCUCGAUCUCCAGGAAUUGAGUUUUGUCCUUGAUCUUUCUGGGAACAGGUUGAGUGGCCGGAUUCCUGAGGAAGUUGGGAACUUGGUCAACUUGGGUCAACUGGAUCUCAGCAAUAACAUGCUGUCAGGUUCGAUCCCGUCGAGUAUAGGGAGAUGUGUGAGACUGGAGACCAUAAAUCUGACGGGGAAUUUGUUUCAGGGCUCUAUCCCUUCGUCUUUUAGGGCACUCAGAGGGUUAGAAGUUCUCGACCUUUCUCGCAAUAACUUGUCAGGAACGUUACCCGACUUUCUUCAGGAGUUUACAUCGUUGGUCACACUCAACUUGUCCUACAACAACUUCCAAGGUGCACUGUCAAUGCAGGGUGUCUUCGGGAAUUCAACUACAACUUUGGUCAUGGGAAACAAUGAGCUCUGUGGGGGAAUGCCGGAGUUUGGAUUACCAAAGUGCUCCGUGGAGAGUUCAAAGAAAGGCGGUCUCAGCACGGUAGUGAAGAUCAUAAUCUCGGUUGUAAGCUGUCUCUUAGGACUCGCUGCCCUUCUUUCAUUCCUCUACUUUUGGUUCCUGAGGAAGAAAACCAAAGACCCUGAAGCAGCUUCACUCUUUACCGGUAACACACUUCUGGGGCCUACGUAUAAUAAUCUACUCCAUGCCACCGAUGGGUUUUCGUCUGCUAAUUUGCUCGGAGCAGGCAGCUAUGGCUCUGUGUACAAGGGGAUUAUAGCCAUAGAAGACAACAACAAGAUGUUUGUUGCCGUCAAGGUGUUGAAUCUUCAGCAUUCCAGAGCGGUCAAGAGCUUUGUAGCAGAAUGCGAGGUGUUGAAGAACAUCAGGCACAGGAAUCUUGUCAAGUUGCUGACUGUGUGUUCAGGAAUCGACUUCCAGGGUAAUGAUUUCAAGGCCCUGGUGUAUGACUUCAUGGUUAACGGGAGCUUGGAGGAAUGGCUUCAUCCCAGGCUUCUUGAUGAACAAGCAACAGGAAAAACAAAGGUAGAGUUGAGUCUCCUCCAAAGGUUGAACAUAGCCAUUGAUGUAGGAACCGCACUGGAUUAUCUUCAUAACGAGAGUGGAGUACCAGUAGUUCAUUGUGAUCUCAAACCUAGCAACAUCCUGCUGGAUGUCAAUAUGGUGGGACAUAUUGGAGACUUUGGGUUAGCAAAGUUCCUUCCACAAGUAGAGCUCAACACUCCAGCAAAUAGUAUGACGAGUUCUUCGAUUGGUGUUAGAGGAACAGUUGGCUAUAGCGCGCCAGAGUACGGAAUGGGGAGUGAAGUUUCUACCCACGGAGAUGUGUACAGCUAUGGCAUUCUGUUGCUGGAGAUGUUCACAGGGAGAAGGCCUACCGAUGAAACGUUCAAAGAUGGGUUGAAUCUCCAUAACUUUUCAGCAGCAGCUUUGGCUGAUAAAGCAACAGAGAUCGUAGAUCCCACUGGGCUUCUGGAGAGACAAGACGACAGCAGCAGCAGUAGAUCGAGCGACGAUCAUAGCAAGAAUGAAACGCAGAAGGUGUCGACGGAGGCAGUGGUUUCGAUUAUACAAGUUGGGGUUGAAUGUUCAAAUGAAAUGCCAAGAGAACGAAUGAGCAUCAGUGAUGCUGCAACUAAGCUAACAGCAGUGAGGGACAAACUUAUCCAUAUUCAACCGGCGACCGCUGCCGGCGGCAACGAAACGGACAGACUAGCACUUCUCCAACUCAAGUCAGCACUAAUAGACCCACUGGGAGCUCUGAGCUCAUGGAACCAAACCCUCCAUUUCUGCCAAUGGCAGGGAGUAACCUGCAACAACGAGACAGAGCAGAGAGUGACCCAACUCAACCUCGAGUUAAACCAACUCAGCGGUUCAAUCUCCCCACACGUUGGCAACUUGAGCUUCCUAACCCACCUCGUCCUCAACAACAACACCAUCUCCGGCGAGAUCCCGCCGGAGAUCGGCCGCCUCCGCCGCCUCCAGGAUCUCGUCCUGGCCCAAAACUCCAUCUCCGGCACGAUCCCUGCAAACCUCUCCGCCUGCUCGAAUCUCACCAUGUUGCGAGUCGGUUACAACGGCUUGACAGGAGAAAUCCCAAUCGAGCUCUGCAAUCUCAUGAACCUCCAGCUGCUUUCAAUCCAUUUCAAUAACCUCACCGGAAAAUUUCCUCCCUGCUUCGGCAACUUGUCUUCCCUCCAGGCGAUCUCCGCGCCGAGGAAUGAGUUCUUCGGCGGGAUUCCAGAGUCUCUGGCCUGGUCCAGAAGCCUAAGAAUCGUUUCUUUCGGCGCGAACCGAUUUUCUGGUCCGUUCCCGCUUCAGUUCUUCAAUUCGUCUUCAAUUCAGGCGAUCAGCGUCAUGGACAAUCAACUCACCGAAGGGAAUCACCUGGAAGGCGAGAUUCCUCCGAGCUUCGGGAAAUGUCAGGAUUUGUCGGCGCUGAGUCUCGGGGAGAACGAACUCAGCGGUGAGAUUCCGGUGGAGAUUCUCAACCUCCCGGCCUUGGGUUUGGUUUUCAACCUCUCCUGGAACAGGUUGAGUGGCCGGAUUCCUGAUGAAGUUGGGAACUUGGUCAACUUGGGCGAACUCGAUCUCAGCAAUAACAUGCUGUCAGGUUCAAUCCCGUCCAAUUUGGGGAAGUGUGUGAGAUUGGAGACCCUGAACCUGAUGGGGAACUUGCUUCAGGGCCCUGUCCCUUCAUCUCUUAGGGAGCUCAAAGGUUUGGAAAUUCUGGACCUUUCUCGCAACAACUUGUCAGGAGAAGUACCAGACUUUCUCCAGGAGUUCACCUCGUUGGUGACCCUCAACUUGUCCUACAACCAUUUCCAAGGUCCUCUGUCGACGCAGGGAGUUUUCAGGAAUGCAACUAAAGCUUUGGUCAUGGGAAAUAAUGAGCUCUGUGGGGGAAUGCCUGAGUUUGGAUUACCAAAGUGCUCCGUGGAGAGUUCCAGGAAAGGCGGUCUCAGCACGAUAGUGAAGAUCAUAAUCUCAGUUGUAAGUUGUCUCUUAGGGCUCAUUGCUCUUCUUUCAUUCUUGUACUUUCGGUUCCUGAGGAAGAAAACCAAAGACCCUGAAGCAGCUUCACCCUUUACUGGGAACACACUUCUGGGGACUACAUAUCAUAAUCUACUCCAAGCAACCGAUGAAUUUUCGUCUGCUAAUUUGCUCGGAGCAGGCAGCUAUGGCUCUGUGUACAAGGGGCUUAUAGCCAUAGAUGACAACACCAAGAUGUUUGUUGCUGUCAAGGUGCUGAACCUUCAGCAUGCCAGAGCGUUCAAGAGCUUUGUAGCAGAAUGCGAGGUGUUGAAGAACAUAAGGCACAGGAAUCUUGUCAAGUUGCUGACCGUGUGUUCAGGAAUCGACUUCCAGGGUAAUGAUUUCAAGGCCCUGGUGUAUGAGUUCAUGGUUAAUGGGAGCUUGGAGGAAUGGCUUCAUCCCGGGCUACUUGAUGAACAUGAAACAGGAAGAAGGGAGGAGUUAAGUGUCCUCCAAAGGUUGAACAUAGCUAUUGAUGUUGGUACUGCAUUGGAUUAUCUUCAUAACGAUAGUGGAGUACCUGUGGUUCACUGUGAUCUCAAGCCUAGCAAUAUCUUGCUGGAUGUCAAUAUGAUGGGACAUAUUGGUGACUUUGGGUUAGCAAAGUUUCUCCCACAAGUGGCGCUCAGCAGCCCAGCAACAAGCUCUUCAAUUGGUGUUAGAGGAACAGUUGGUUAUAGCGCACCAGGUAAAAAAGCUUUCGCUUCUUUUCGCUUUUUCCUCAUCUUGGUCUUGUUUUACUGUCUGCUUGAUCUGGAUUUGUGGAAACUUGCAGAGUACGGGAUGGGUAGUGAUGUAUCGACCAGUGGAGAUGUGUACAGCUACGGUAUUCUGUUGCUGGAGAUGUUCUUAGGGAGAAGGCCUACAGAUGAAACGUUCAGAGAUGGGUUAAAUCUCCAUAACUUUGCAGCAGCUUUGGGUGAUAACGCAGCAGAGAUCAUUGGUCUCAUUGUUGUUCCAGGAAGAGAAGAGGACAACAGCAGCAGAUCAAGCCACGAUCAUAGCAAGAAGGAAAAGCAGAAGGUGUUGAUGGAGGCAAUGGUUUCGAUAAUACAAAUUGGGGUUGAAUGUUCAAAUGAAAUGCCAAGAGAAAGAAUGAGUAUAAGUGAUGCUGCAACUAAGCUAGCAGCAGUUAGAGACAAACUGGUGAAAGCUGGAAUGUAA
Linum tenue is the source of this 5835-nucleotide messenger RNA. NCBI's taxonomy places the organism in Eukaryota, Viridiplantae, Streptophyta, Magnoliopsida, Malpighiales, Linaceae. The record is from the annotation of a GenBank genome assembly.